AAACAAUUGACAAAGAAGAAGACAAACAGAGCAAAACUGAGCAAAGUGGAAGUUUCCACAAACAAAACUAGCUAACAAAUUCGCACAGAAUGCACAAAAGUGCGCCACCUUGGCAGUGUAAUUGCACUUCAGGUGCCACGACAGCAGCUGAUGAAAAAGCAACACUCGCUCGCAACGCUGGCAGCAUAAAAACAAAAACAGUGAUAAGGUCUGCAAUGUACGCAGCAUCAUUAUCAGCUACACCACAAGCAGCAGCAGCAGCAGCAGUACCACCCCCCGCCUCCCAUAACAUACAAUGGCUGGUGCUAUUGGUGAUGCUUGCGCUGCACACACCGCCGGCGUCGACGACACACAUCAGCGGCGAGUUCCACACGGCCGACUUUUUUCAGUUCCUCAUCAAAUUUGGCUUUCAGAAGGCCGAUCUGCCCACUCCGCGCAGUCGUGAGUCCUAUGGCUAUAUAUUCGGCAAUGUGACCUCUCCGGACAAAUACAGUGCGCCCGUCACGCUCGUUGUGCUGGACAAGUCCAUGUUUGUCGACUUCUACAGCAAUCGCAGUUUUCGCAAUAGGGAAAGUGCCUGCUCGCGCAUGUUCGCACGCCUGCAGCACGUUGUCUACGAUCCGGAUUGCAAUCCCCAGGGUAAACGGGACUUCCUACGUCGCGUGCCCUGCCCGCACAAUAAGCUGUGCAUCGACGAAGAUGCACCGUCGAAUGUCAUUAGCGGACAUCAGUUUACCUACGUUAUAGACUUGGAGGCGGAGCCACGCUUUUGGUAUGUGGCAUUGGUGGCAUGUUAUCGCAAUCGCAGCACGUGUGAGUGGCAUGCCCACGAGAACUUCGCCCGUCUGAGCAAUCAGAGCAGCAGCCUGCUCACUACUCUGCAGUACGACAUCAACUUGGUGAAUGUGCAUCCGAAUAACUCGGCCGCACAUCCGCUGACCUAUCAGUAUCCGUACGAUCAGCAGAAUCUGCUGGAAAUGUAUCUCAUCUUUAUGUUGGUCUACAUUGUGCUGCUGCCCAUGCAAAUCUAUGCUGUGCGUCGCCAGAAGCAUCCGGUGACCAAGCUGUUCACGCUCAGCCUGGUCAGUGAAUUUGUGAGCUUGGCUUUGAUUACGGCACAUCUGAUUCGAUAUGCGGCCAAUGGGGUCGGAGAACCCAAUAUGCAGGCGGCUGGCGAUGUUCUGGACAUACUCAGCCGCACCACAUUCAUGUUGAUUCUAUUGCUGCUGGCCAAGGGCUGGGCGGUGACGCGGCAGCAAAUCAGCCGCACCGGCUGGAUCAUAUUGAUGUCGAUCUGGGUGCCAUAUUGUGCAACUUCGUUCAUGAUGUGGUUUCUCUAUGAGUUGCGUAAUACAAUGAAGUAUGAGCACUCCAGCAAGAAGCUGGACUUUCUAUUGCAUUUGGGCGCCUCCAGCUUGGUGUGGUUCAUCUACCUGCCCAUUGUGGCCAUUGUGGCGUUGCAGGUGAGCCCCAUGUGGCGGUACAAGCUGCUGCAGGGCAUCACCAACUCGGCCGACUGCAUGGCCUACUGUGUAAUGACCGGACUGCUGUGGCCCAAUCGUGCCGGGCAAUAUCUAUUGCUCGCGGGCACCAAAUAUGCGGGCAUGGAUGAGCUAGACGAGUUUAACGAGGCGCCGCAUAUAGUGCGCGAGCGCGAACGCCGUCGCAAUUCGCCUCCGGAUGACAUAUCCAUAGGCACAAGCAGCGCAGGUGGCGGCAGUGUCGGCGGUGGGCGUGGCAUGGUGCUGUCCACGAGCAUUCCGCAUUCACUCAAUGGCGAUUUGCUGGAGGGGGAGGAUUUGAAUGCCGAGUUACUUACUGAUCUGAACAAGAAUAGUCAUAUUGUGGCAUAGUUGGUCAGAUAUUAGAACCUAAAUCAACGGCAGCAACGGGUUAAUUACUAAGCUUAGUAGUCAAAUGUGCUAAAUUGAAGAAAAAAAACAAACAAACGCCAGAAUGUUAAUCAUACUACACACACACACACACCUACAUAUAUAUUAUUAUAUACUAUUUACUUACAUAUAUAACUAGAUGUAAUCCAUAUAGUUUUUAGCAGCCUACAACGAAGUUAGUGAGAGUGCAAAGUGCAGCAAAGAUUGUUGUGUGAUUUAUCUAAUAUGCUUACAAUUAAAUAAUUAGUUUCGUUCGCAAAUUAAGCAA
This is a messenger RNA of Drosophila navojoa, 2160 nucleotides long. RefSeq names its product transmembrane protein 145. Lineage: Eukaryota; Metazoa; Arthropoda; Insecta; Diptera; Drosophilidae. The record is from RefSeq and is a predicted model, not a curated record. Gene Ontology annotation, biological process: G protein-coupled receptor signaling pathway; response to pheromone.